Molecule: messenger RNA, 1870 nt
Organism: Stylophora pistillata
Lineage: Eukaryota; Metazoa; Cnidaria; Anthozoa; Scleractinia; Pocilloporidae
Source: RefSeq, a predicted model, not a curated record
UCACUGUCAGCAAACAUAAGAUAGAACAGUCCGGUGGUAGACUUGCUGUGGUGUUCUUUACCAUCUUGUUCUUAAUUUGAGAGAUUGCUAUCGACCACGGACUUUGUUUAUUUUCCUUCAGAGCUGCGUUUCUCAAAUUCAUUUGCUAAAAGGUUGAGCAUCAGCCGGGAGAGUGGAAUAACAACGCCAACCAUUUCUUUAACAUCGCCGCUGGAAACCAACGUAAAAAUUAUGUUUUUUCCGCUGGUGGAAAAGAAAGUAGAUUCCUCAUCAGCGGGCUUCUUGAGAUCUGUAAGCUUCGCUAAAACAGCAGACGCGCCUCGUAUGAAACUAAACACCCGGCAAAUUGAUCCGAGUAAUUUUUUCACGGAUCAGUACGUGUCAAACAAGGCAAAUCCAGAUUAUGAUGAUCACAACGGGCACGUCACCGCAACACGAAACAGUCCAGAACGAAAAAAUACGGUGCAUGCUGCCGAACACGUUUCAAAAAUUUCGGGAAUCAUGUUUGGCAAGAAAACAAACAUAAAAAAAGGAAGUAAGAUCGGGUCUUUGCGUGGCACGACCCAACAGUCUUUUUCAAGUUUGAAAACCGCACGCGACACGAGAUCAAGCGGUUUAGCGCAGCAAUCUGAUAAAUUAAAUGGGACAGUUCACAGUUUACCUUCACCCAAGUUGGAAACGAGGGAGACGUUGCCAAGACAUUCUGUUAACGGUAAAGGAGGGAAUAAGAAAAAAACUGCUAAGCCAUCAGAGGUGAAACUCAAGCCUUAUUUGUUACCCCGUGUCGAUCAUUUUCCACAAGCGCCUUUGCACAUAUCAGUGAUACCAAGCCGUGAAGGGCACGCUAGACGAAUUUCACCGCGCUUUUCAGUGGAACAAGGAAAUGAGGAGUCUUCUACUAAGGCUUCAAGAACAGACAUGGCUCAUAGUCCAAGAAAACCGAAAUAUCUUGGAGUAAAGGUUUCAAGUGGAGCUAAGGAAAGAUCAAAAAGUCCUGGGAAGUUGUCAUCUCCAAAUGUAUCGACCGCGCGUAAGAAAAUCUACAAAUCAAGAGAUGGCUUUGAGGAUGGGGUGGACGACAUGGUGCUGCCAAAAGUGACAAUCAACGAGGUUUUGCAAUCUUGGAACAUAAAUCCACAGAAAACAAGAUCUACCAGUCAUCUGGCCGGAAAAGAUCCAAUGGAAUUUCUUUUAAGAGAUCGUUCACUUUCGGAUGCGAAAAAUCCACCGAUUCCUUACGAAGAACUCCGAGGUUGUCGAUAUUUGCGUACAGAUAAGGACGAUCACGCCCUUCACGGCAAGUUAUGUUCUUGUAAUUCGUGUGAACACGGGGAAGGGCUAAAAAAAUCGCCAUAUUUGAAUUCAUAGAAGAUAUCAUAGUGUAUCAGUUAUAUCUACUCGAGGUAAUAUUUAUAUCCUCUUGAUCUACUCAACCAUAACAGGGUCAGCAACAUCAGCACAAUUUAUCGCCGCUAUGAAAGUCACGGUUCUGACCGUCAAAUUAAAGAAAUACUUUGAAGUGGCUCCUUUGUUCAAUAUGUGAGAGCAAUAUCCACGCAUCUCUAGCCGUUGCGAGGUCGCUUAUAAAUAUUUACCGAUUACAUGUGAGGCAUACAUCCGUUGGUUAAUCACUACGGAACAUUUCGUCAAAAUUUUGAAUUUAAUUAACUUAUACUUAAAACAAAAUAACGAAGUCAAGUUUUAUUUCCCUAAAGCCUUCAAUUUUGCUGAAUCAUUAAAAGGCAUAACGAAGAUGGUCAUAUUGUAUCAUGAUAUUGCACUAUCGAAUACAAAUGCAUGCUAAGACGAGUCGCAAGUAUGUAGUUUAACUUACAAACAGUGGGUCUAAUAAAAUCGGUAUUUACCAGUU